AUGGAAUUUUUGGAUGAUUAUGAACUUUUAACUUUACAUGAAACUACUGAAGUUAAAAAUGCUAUUAAAAAAGUAGUUAUAAAGAUGCAUAAUGCAGGAUUUGUGUAUAGUGAUUUAAGAU
Messenger RNA from Funneliformis geosporum, 121 nucleotides. NCBI's taxonomy places the organism in Eukaryota, Fungi, Glomeromycota, Glomeromycetes, Glomerales, Glomeraceae. The record is from the annotation of a GenBank genome assembly.